UCUCCCUAUUAAUAUCGUGUCUCUCUAGCUGAACUCCACUUAUGUGAUUUUCAUAACAUCUGUCUCCUCAUUCAAUACCGUGCACUCCUCUUUUCCUCUCCACCAAAGUUAAAUCUCUGAUCACUCUUCGCAGUCUGUAUCUUCCUCUUUGUCUAUCUUUCUCCAUAUCAGAGUCUUCGUCGAUAUGUCUUCCUCGCAGAGGAUGGUGUUGGUUCUUGGCGGCGCUGGUACUGUGGGUUCAGGGAUUGUGAAAAGUCUUCUGGAAAAAGGGUUCCAUGUGGCGGUCAUUUCUCGGGACAAAGCACGACUGGAGAAGUUGAAGAGUUUUGUGACCGCGUCAUGCAAGGAAAAGCUUCAUACCCUCGUUGGAGACGUGGGAUCUGAGGAGGGAGCGCAGGAGGCAGCAACCGCCCUGGUCAACCAGGUGGGGAAGGUGACCGACGUGGUAUCUUCUCUGGGAUUCAGCUGGUGGCAAGGAGGACCUCCACACACACAGUCACUACAGGAGCUGCAGAGGGUUCUGGACACUCUUCUUCUAAGUACGUUCACAGCAUGGAAAGCUUUCUUUCCUCUGGUGAAGGACAAUCCGAAUGGCACGUACACUUUCAUCACAGGUGGUGCCGGAGAACGUCUUUUGAUGCCUGGCACAGGAUUCCUGACCCUAGGUGCAGCUGGAGCGUUGGCGUUCUCCCAAGUGGUGCGUGAAGAGUAUCCGGAUGUCACCUGUAAAUUAAACGAGCUCAAGAUCAACAUGGGAGUAGCCACACCAGAGCGACUUGGUCCUGGGUACGUGAGCCACCUGGAAGUGGGGGACGCUGUUUCAUCUCUGGUGGAGAAAAGACAGGUGUCCCAUACUGUACUGUGCGCCAACUCUACUGCCGACCUCAAGACACUUAUUUUGGAGGGAAAAUUGUGAGCUUUAAAAUCCAUCCAUCUCUAUCACCUGCUGGUACCCAUCCUUACAAAGUGUCAAUGGCCUCCACCCAUGUCAUUGCGAUACGUCCACCCACAGCUACCUAUGAAAUGCUUUCUCCUGCCUCAAAAACACAGCACCAUUCACAGGACCAAUACAAUCCCACCCGUAAUCAUCGCAGUUCUACUCACAAGCAUCAGCUUGAUUGGAGUGGCCUAAUUAGGACAGGUCUAUCAUCAAAAAGCCACUGUACAUCCACCAAACGCAACACUGGCUGAACCUCCAAUAGUAUCACGUCCAAGUCUAUCAGAAAAAAGCCACCGUACAACCACCAAAAGCAACAUCGGCUAGACUUCCAAUAGAGGGACAUCCAAGUCUAUCAGCAAAAGGCCAGCAAACAGCCAUCAAAAGAAACACCGGCUGGACUUCAUAUAGGCACAUCCUGUCCUACAACAUGGAAGCUUAUACUCUAAUUUCCAGCAUUUAAGCCCUGAGGAUGGUCCAUGCAACAUGCAGCACACUGUUGACGUAGACAUGAUACAGAGUGACAGAAAAAGAGGACAAGGAAUAAAGUUUGGUAAUUUGUGUGAAGACCAGCGCAGGCUGAAAAGGUCCAUCAAUAGCUAAAAGAUCUCAAAACUCGAGACGCGAACAUGAACGUUCACAAGGGAUGUGUCCAGGUACAAGGCCAGAUUGUCC
Pelobates fuscus (common spadefoot toad) is the source of this 1612-nucleotide messenger RNA. RefSeq lists its product as uncharacterized. The record is from RefSeq and is a predicted model, not a curated record. Bases 185 to 916 code for a protein of 243 amino acids. Gene Ontology annotation, cellular component: cytosol. NCBI's taxonomy places the organism in Eukaryota, Metazoa, Chordata, Amphibia, Anura, Pelobatidae. Gene Ontology annotation, molecular function: estradiol 17-beta-dehydrogenase [NAD(P)+] activity. Gene Ontology annotation, biological process: steroid catabolic process. The transcript is spliced from 6 exons.